AUGUGGGUCGUUGAUGCGGUAAAUAGAACCAACAGACGCACUAUAUUACAACCUGUAAAUAAUAUAAAUAAAGAAACACUGACAACCUUCUGUACUAAAUUUGUUGAUAGUGCCUCUAAAAAUAUAUACUGA
Messenger RNA from Vairimorpha ceranae, 132 nucleotides. RefSeq lists its product as hypothetical. The record is from RefSeq and is a predicted model, not a curated record. Lineage: Eukaryota; Fungi; Microsporidia; Nosematidae. The transcript has a single exon. Bases 1 to 132 code for a protein of 43 amino acids.